AUGGCUACCGACAAUGGCCCAGCGACCGGCACCUUGAGAAAAAUCCGAACCACGAGCGGUAAGACCAGGCAGCAUCCACUGGUACCACAAGAGGUCUGUGAGCGUAUGAACCACCGCUGGCUAGACUACGCCCUUGGGCAGGGCGAACUGGUCCCGCCAGAGCGCACUGUGCAGUUCAAAGCACCAGUAGUGUACCACCACGAGCGGACCCCUGCCGAUGUGUACUCCGUGGGGGUCUCUGCGCUGGCUGUCGACCAGCAUACAGGCCAGUUCUUCGUUUCGUGCGGGACCGAUGGCAGCGUCUCGCUGUGGCAGUUCCACGGCCGUGUGGUGGGCAAUGGCGUGCUGCGCAACAGGCGUCUGCACUACGUCCGCGGCACGGUCUCGGAGGAGCCCGCACCCCGAAGGAGCGCGGACGCGCGGCACAACGUACGCCAGGUCAAUAACAUACGGAUGUACAUGCAACGCGCGCCUGCAGCGGCGCCGGACACCCCCCGUGUCGGGGUGCAGGCAUCCGUGGACUGCGUCUUCUACGGGCAGGACAACGGAAUGUUCGUUACGGCCGGCCGCAACGGCACAGUGCGUCUGUGGGACACGGAAUCCUGUCGCCCACUGCACGAGGUCCAGCUGCCGCAUGCCGCACACCAGCUGCACGCUCGUGGCUCGCUGCUGCUCUGCGCGCUCGCCGACCCGCACCCACGCGUGCUCGACCUGCGCCACCCUCGUGGAGAGGGCAUGCAACUGCGCGCGGGGGCGCGUGCGCGCCCUGGCGCCAACGCCCUGUGUGCGCGCUUCCUCGCGGACGCCGCCGACGACCCGCGCUUCGUGGCCGCUGGCGACCACGCGGGCGGCCUGGCCGUGUGGGACCUCCGCAUGGCCAACCGCCGCGUCGCAGCCGUGCCCGGCGCCCACCCUGGCUUCGUCAACGCGCUCGCCACGCUCCACGUCCCCGCACACGUCGCCACCCUCGCCACUGCGGGCGCCGACGGCCGCUGCCGCCUGUGGACCUGGGCCAAUGGCGCCCUGCGCCUGCGUCGCCCACUAGGCCCGUCCGACGCCGCCCGUAACCGUCUCGCCAGCCGCACUGCCAGCCGUCUCCUCUGCCACCGCGGCCAUUGCUUUCUCAGCUCGGACCAAGGGGACCUGCUGGUCUACUCUUGUGCCGACGGCCGGCUGGUCGCUAAGCUCGCCCACGCGGACACCUUCCCGGCCGCUCCCGCCUCUGCGCGCUUCCAGGCCCUUGCCAUACAGCCUAGGUUGGCGGCCGGCACGGGCACACGUCUCCUGCUGGGCUCUGAUGCCCUCUCCGGAGCCCUGGCGGACUACGAGCUGGCUCUGUAG
Molecule: messenger RNA, 1341 nt
Organism: Eremothecium gossypii ATCC 10895
Lineage: Eukaryota; Fungi; Ascomycota; Saccharomycetes; Saccharomycetales; Saccharomycetaceae
Gene: RAD28
Product: Rad28p
Exons: 1
Coding region: 1-1341 (446 amino acids)
Biological process (GO): protein polyubiquitination; proteasome-mediated ubiquitin-dependent protein catabolic process; transcription-coupled nucleotide-excision repair
Cellular component (GO): Cul4A-RING E3 ubiquitin ligase complex; nucleotide-excision repair complex
Molecular function (GO): protein binding
Source: RefSeq, marked provisional